Messenger RNA from Lithohypha guttulata, 2124 nucleotides. RefSeq lists its product as uncharacterized. Gene Ontology annotation, molecular function: metalloexopeptidase activity; dipeptidyl-peptidase activity. Gene Ontology annotation, biological process: proteolysis. The transcript is spliced from 2 exons. Bases 1 to 2124 code for a protein of 707 amino acids. Lineage: Eukaryota; Fungi; Ascomycota; Eurotiomycetes; Chaetothyriales; Trichomeriaceae. The record is from RefSeq and is a predicted model, not a curated record. Gene Ontology annotation, cellular component: cytoplasm.
AUGACUUACGACAAGACAGCCUACUAUGCCGAUCAUCCUCCUACCGUAGUCCGUCUCGAGAUCAAGCCUCACUUUGAAGCCCUCAACCAGCAACAAAAACAAUAUGCUCACCAUCUGAGUCGAGCUGCAUUCGCUGGUCAGAGAGUUGUCCUUGCUCAGGUAUCACCCGAGUCUCCGCCCACCUACGAUCUCAUCCUAGCCAUACACAAAGCCUGCAAAGGCGACUAUCAAAAGCUAGCUGAGAAGACUGGAGUUCCUUCUGACGAUGUCGCCCUCUACCUGGAGUAUGCAGCACAGUUCUUGGGCAACUCAGGAAACUACAAGAGCUUUGGGGAUUCAAAAUUCAUACCUAGACUAUCGCCAGACCAAUUCGAGAAACUAUGCAAUGUUUCCGAUUCUGCCAAAGAGCUCUACCAGGCAGCUUCGAAUGCUGGAGGUGGCAUAUUUGAGACACAAGAUGCUGGUCUCAUGCAUUUGGGGUACACAGACCAGGGCCACAUGACUACAUAUUAUCCAGAUUCGCCGGAGAUCACUAAAGAAGAAAUUCAGAUCAUUCAAGAUGUCAUGGAGUCGGUAAAUCUAAUGCCGGAAAACACAAGACUGAGGAAAGAAAAGGAUGGAAACUUCAGCUUGCUCAUUGCUUCUGGUAUUCAAAACCCGCCUUCUGAAGAACGAGAUUUGGGUGACAAGGACUCAUUGAGCUUAACUGGCAAGCUCGACGGAAAGAAGCUAAACCUCGUUUUUGGUGAUCACCUCAACGAGAUGGCUAAAGCAGCGUUGGAGAUAAAGCGUGCAGAAAAGGUAGCUCUUAACGAUACCGAAAAGUCCAUGCUCGAGGAGUACGCCAAGUCAUUUGCCGCCGGUAGCAUGAAUGCACACGUCGACUCUCAACGCUGGUGGAUCAAGGACAAGAAGCCAAUGGUCGAGUCUAAUAUCGGCUUCAUCGAAACGUAUCGCGAUCCUCACGGUGUUCGAGGCGAAUGGGAAGGUCUUGUGGCAAUGGUCAACCUUGAGCGAACGAAAGCCUUCUCAAAGCUUGUCGAAACAGCCCCGGAAAUGAUACCUAAACUUCCUUGGUCGAAAGAGUUUGAGAAGGAUAGCUUUCUGGCUCCCGAUUUUACCUCUCUCGAGGUCCUUACAUUUGCAGGUUCAGGCAUCCCUGCAGGCAUCAACAUUCCCAACUACGACAAGGUUCGACAAACAGAAGGUUUCAAGAACGUAUCUCUGGGCAACGUCUUGAGUGCUAAAGCUCCCAACGAACCCAUACCUUUCAUCAGAAAAGAGGACGACGAGGUGUAUCGCAGCAUGCGUGAUCCAGCAUUUGAGGUUCAAGUCGGCAUUCACGAGCUACUAGGUCACGGUUGUGGUAAGCUGCUUCAAGAGACAAGUCUGGGUGUCUACAACUUCGACAAGCAAAAGCCACCUGUCAGCCCUUUGACUGGUGAACCAAUCAAAACAUGGUACAAGCCUGGCCAAACUUGGGGAUCUGUCUUUGGUGCUACUGCAGGCAGUUACGAAGAAUGUCGUGCUGAAUGCGUUGCCAUGGCACUUUCCUGUGAUUUUGAUAUUCUCAAGAUCUUUGGCUUUGGCGACGGCACAGUUGACAUGAACAGCGAAGCCGGUAAUGUGUUGUACGCAGCAUACCUGUCAAUGGCUCGUGCUGGUAUCACUGCACUCGAAUUCUGGGAUCCGAAGAGUCGAAAAUGGGGUCAACCACAUAUGCAGGCUCGGUUCAGCAUUCUCAAGACAUUCAUCAAUGCCGGAAAAGACUUUGUUUCGCUCAAAUCAACAAAAGAUGACAUGUCCGAUCUAGAGAUUCAUUUGAACAGAGACAAGAUCCUCAGCACAGGGCGCAAGGCAGUCGAGGCAUAUUUACAGAAACUACACAUCUACAAAGCGACAGCCGAUGUGGAGAGUGGUGUCAAAAUGUACAACGAGAUCACGAGUGUCGACGAGUGGUGGGCUGAAAAGGUCCGUCCCGUAGUGCUGAGCAAGAAGAUCCCCAGAAAGGUCUUUGUGCAAGCAAACACGUACAUGGACUCAACCAGCGGCAAUGUGACUUUGAAAGAGUACGAACCUAGCUGUGAAGGUAUGAUUCAGAGCUUUUUCGACCGCGAUGUUUAG